Messenger RNA from Ochlerotatus camptorhynchus, 8448 nucleotides. RefSeq lists its product as uncharacterized. NCBI's taxonomy places the organism in Eukaryota, Metazoa, Arthropoda, Insecta, Diptera, Culicidae. The record is from RefSeq and is a predicted model, not a curated record. Bases 4189 to 5868 code for a protein of 559 amino acids. The transcript is spliced from 2 exons. Gene Ontology annotation, molecular function: zinc ion binding; nucleic acid binding.
UGAUCGGAAAACGGCUUGGGGGGAUGAAAGUAUAUAGUCUAAAGUACAAAAAAACGUGAAAAAAAAAAUUUUGAUUUUUUGAAAAAAAAGAUCGGGAAUACCCCCUUAACUUAGUGACGUUUCAGUGACAUCGUUCGAUAUUUAGUGAAUUUCCUCAACGCGGCUCUCUUGAUCGAUUUCAACUUCUUCAAUUCGUUCGUCUGCCAAGGGAGGUGCGAUGCAAUCUGGUGAACGCUCUUAGGUACGUGUCUGUCAAUGACAUAAGCCAAGACAUGUGAAAAAGUUUGAGCAGCGGCUUCGACGUUAUCAAAAUCGAGUAUGUUUUCCCAAUCAAUGCUUGACAUCACAUCGGCAAUGCUACGAUGAUCGGCUUUCCGGAAAUUGUAAGACACCGUAGUGGAGAUGUCUUCGAGACCCCGAAUGUGAUUGUCUUCUACAGUAAUAACCAAAGGAGGAUGACGAGGAACUUCCUUUACGAGUGGAAAAGCCGACGAGAUGAAUGGAGUCGUAUCCUGAGCGCUUACGAAACAGAGGUCUAAGCUACGAUUGUUCUCGUUUACCACGGGAUUGAUUUGAGAUAACGUCGCUGCGCUAUAGCUGUCGAGAAGGCUAACUGAUCCAGGAUGGAAAGCAGAACCAGCGAGGUCCGGAAAGAGAAAGCCACUGUGGGAAGGUUUCCACGAAACACCAGCGAGAUUAAAGUCGCCCAGAACAAUAAUCUCAUCGAUAGGUGACGCAAAAUCUAAUAUGGUGGAAACGGAUCGACAAUGAGUUUCGAUAAGUUCAAUGUCGCGAACUCGGUCGGGUGCAAUUUAUAUCAUACAUAAGUACAGUGUGUGAUCGCUCAGCUUGACAGCUACCCAUGCCUGUUGAACGCAGUUCCACAUGUCGUGCUUUAUGGCUCUAGCAUUCAACUCGGACCGAACAGCAAUCAGGACACCACCACCAGUGGACUUUCGACUAUUGUUCGGGUUUCGAUCGCAGCGAAAUACCUCGUACUCACAUCCAAACGCUUGGCUGGAAAGCGUUCGAGAGUCUAGCCAUGUCUCGAUUUUUUUUACUUAUAUUACGAAAUUAAUCUAUUUGCUGGUCCCUCUUUUUUCAUGCAUAAUGGAACAUUAUUUCCAUCUGGACGGGAGGUUGUCGCAUUAAUGGCCCUUCGCUCAUUUUCAACUUCUAUUCAAUUUUCAUACUGCCGUACUCUACCCUCUUCUAAAGAUCAUAAGAGAUGAACUAGCCUAUGGCAAAAAAUCUCUUUAAUAAAGAAAAACAAAAAAUAAAGAUCAUUCUCUAGUUAAUAAAUUAUAACACUAAAGUUUCAUGUUAGCAUUUCCAACCAACUCUAAAUUUGAUAUUUUGAUAUAUAUUUUGCCUACCGACAAUCCCUGGGCUUUGGAAAAACCUUGAGGUAGUUUAAUUAGGCUACCAGGUCCCAGGGCUGAUCUGGAUCUUUACCACAUUGGAAAGAUGCACACUAGUGUUGCCAGAUCAGUGUUGAUGCUUACCAAAAGUGCAUUUGAACCCGCUUAUAAAAGCAUAUUAACAGAUUAAUCAUCAUUGUUCGGUAGCGAGAUCCCCACUCAGCUACAACUCUGGUCAUCACUAUCCGCAGCUAGCCACCACAAUAGUCUGUCUGUGCAACCGCCGGCGGAGUUGUUUACGUCUGGGCUAUUGUUCUGGACCCUUAUGUACCACACCAUGAGGAUAGACGAUAUCGAUCGACAAGCAAACUUAUUGUUCUCAUGUAUUUCUGUAAGGCUAGGGUUAGGUAGUAGAAAGAUCCAAUGUGAUCUAAACGGAGUAGAAGAGCGGACGAUCACGACCGACGAGAGUGUCGACCUGGCUUGCCAGACCAUCGACCAUCGGGAUCCGUGACGUCACGUCUCUCGCAACAGAUCAGCUUCUCUGGAUCUGUUGCAUUGCUCUAAAUUAAAACCGAUCGGCAGUUGCGAACAGGUCAUCGGACGGACCACUGGUUACGGUCAUACGGUCGCGGUAAACCGCAUAUUUGUAUUCCUUUGUGUAGUCUAGUUAGUUAAGUCGAUUAAUAAAUGUAGUGUCCGUCGAGGUGUCCGUUAGUUUGUGUUUAUAAUAAAUCAUGCGUUUUGAUGUUGUGAUUACGUGAGUGAGUUUUCUGGAAUCAAGUGAAGAAUUCCAACUAUCAAGGGAGAUUCGGAAGGACAAGUGCACACACUCGCCGUUAAUUUCCUUUCGGCUGAUUGACGGACAAAUGAUCGUUCCUGCUGCUGCAUGCUUCUGUGUUGGACCCCUGAAAAUCAACUGCUAUUGAAGGUGAGACGGUUCAGGGCACAACAUAUGGUCCUUCGAGCCGGAUCAUUGGACUCCGGUAGACGACACUGGAACGAAGCCAUCGCGAAGGCAAGCCAAAGCCUUGCUAGAAACCGCCACAGUAUUGUGUGCCAUUGUACCAUUGUCCGCGAGCCACAAACAUCUCAGCCAUCGCGGAACGCUGGAAAGCUGGAACAGCAAUUUGGUGCUGGACUGCGCCAUUGCUCUGGACGUCUAUUGAAGACUGGCGCUGGGCUGCGCCAUUGCCUUUGGAAAGACUGUGAGGAUUAUCGCGCCAUUGGACACACUACACGAAACGCUGGGACUGCAUGAGAGUCGAUUCACCUUCGAGACUGCAUCACAUACAUCGGACGGACGGUCGCUGUAUGGUAUACUGAAACAGCACGACUUCCUGGUUUCACAGGUAAGCAACCCUUAGCUCAGUAUAUGUCACGGCCGAAGCCAAUCUCGAAUCGAUUCUAAUCCCGCCAUUUCGAUUUUACCUGACCUGUUCCGGAACUCAACCGAGUACGACGAGUGAAUUGAAUCGACACCCACUAGAACAACGGUGCACCAGGACUACUACGUGCAUGAAUUCUGCGGUUCACAGUCCGAUCGUCUUUUGGAAUCGGUCACGGAUCGAUCGUCUACUGGACUGACUGAAUUUGCGGAACGAUCGCUUGAGGAGGCACACCUAUCGAAGAGGCAGCGCAACCGGUUUUCUGGCCAGGUAAACUAUAAAAUUUACAGUAUAUGCCACGAAGCUAGGCUCAGAAAUACACGUAGUAAAUUUAUAUUAUCCUCUUCAAUUGAUUGUGCCUGCAUCCCUGAUCCUGUUUGAGCAUUACGACGAAUUCAAAUUGACUCGUUGAUGAAUUGAUCGAUCACGCCUUGGACCAUUCGUGAAUAACAAAUUUGAUAGUUGAAAUCACCAUUACGUACCACUCCUUCCCCUCCCGGCGUUGGCCUACGCAGCUGUUUGUUUCUCCAGGUGAGAUAAACAGUAUAUGGCCAGCCGUGGCCAGGUUCUCUUGAUGCUACAUAACUCUUUGUCCUCCUCUCACUGACGCAACCCAUGUGAACUUACUGACGCAAUCCGUGCGAGUUAUCUGCUGAGAUCGUUGUUGAUGCUUGAUUCUCCUCCGCUACGCUAGCAUUGAUCCUCUAUCGACUUGGGCAACGUACUACAACUGUUUCUGCCAGGUAAAUAACACUGGACAGUAUAUGCCCUACCGAAGCUAGGAUCAAUCUCUGCAUACUACAUAGCGCUUUCUUUGUGUACCUCUGACUUAUCGCACCAUGCCUGUUUCGUCAUCAUCGAGGACGAAGACGAUGUCCCUGAAGCCAUUAAUUACGAAACUGAGGGAGUACCAAAGUUCCUUCAAUGAUAUUUGGGAGUUCGUUGAGGAUGUUCCGACAGAUGUUGUUGCGUCGGAUAUGUCCAUACGUUUGGAGAGACUCGAUGAAUUGAGGGUGAAAAUCGAGGAAUCUUUGAUUGAGGUGAAAUCACACGUUAGUUACAGUGACGAGAAAUAUCCGCUCGACGAUGAGAGAAAAGAGUUCAGCACGCGUUAUUACAAAGCGAAAUCGUUUCUCAUGGAAAAGCUCAAGGAGCUACAGGGGACUGCAAUUCCCGAGCAAUCGUUUCGAGCUACAGCUUCGACGACUGCUGGCAAUCUCGAUCACGCUCGCUUACCAUAGAUAAGGUUGCAAUCAUUCAAUGGAGACAUAAACGAGUGGUUAAGCUUCCGCGAUCUGUUCACUUCGCUUAUCCACUUUCGAACAGAUCUGCCAGAAGUUGAAACAUUUCAUUACUUGAAGGGAUGUCUACAAAGGGAGCCUAAAAGCCUCAUAGACCCGAUACAAAUUACCAAAACCAACUAUCAAGUAGCCUGGGAUAUGCUCGUCUCGCGGUACAGCAACAGUAAGCAGCUUAAGAAACGCCAGAUACAAACACUCUUCGAUCUACCUACGCUGGCUAAGGAAUCAGUUGCUGAUUUGCACAAGCUGGUGGAAGGUUUCCAACGUGCCGUACAAACAUUAGAUCAAAUAAUUCAACCUGUGGACUACAAGGAUCUCUUGUUGGUCAAUCUUCUCAUCUCGCGGUUGGAUCCUGUGACAAGACGAGGGUGGGAGGAAUCCUCGGCAAGCAAAGAUCAGGAAACGCUCAAGGAUUUGACAGAAUUUCUCCAGCGACGUAUUGGAGUUCUAGAAUCGUUGCCAGCACGGACGACAGACUUCAAGGGAUUGCAGAAACCAUCGUCAUCGUCAGCUUCGGUGAAACAACGAUUGCCGAUCGUGAAGACAAGCUUCAACACAGUCCAGGAACCUCGGAAGGGCUGCGUUAGUUGUUCGGCAGAUCAUCUCCUAUUCCAAUGCCAGGUUUUCCAGCGAAUGGCUUCAUCCGAUAAGGAAGCGUUGCUGCGUUCUCAUGGUCUGUGCCGAAACUGCCUCAAACAAGGUCACCAGGCAAGGGAGUGUCGAUCGAAAUUCUCGUGUCGGAAGUGUACGGGACGCCAUCAUACGCUUGUCUGCUUCAAACCAGAUGCGAAGGGUGGAGCUGCUUCGAAAACCACUAGCAAUGAAUCUUCCAAUCAUCCAGAUGGACCAGAUGGAGAUGCUUCAUCACCCCAGGUGGCAAACAUGGCAGCCACCGACGUUACAAUUUCUACGUCGUCCAAUAGUUACUCGUCGCAAGCACUGUUGGCAACUGUUGUCCUUAUCAUCGAGGAUGACCACGGCAAUCAAUAUCCAGCACGAGCUCUUCUGGAUUCAGGAUCGGAGAGCAACUUCGUUACUGAGCAGUUGGGUCAACGACUGAAGGUAGCCCGAGAAGCUGUGAGCAUUUCCGUCGUUGGAAUUGGUGAAGCAGCAACCAAGGCAAAGCAGCGAAUCCAAGCAGUGGUGCGAUCGAGAGUUUCAGGCUUCUCUCGAGAACUAAAUUUCCUGGUAUUACGAAGAGUGACCGCAAAACUACCCACGAUUUCCAUCGACACUACGGGAUGGAAAAUUCCACAAGGCAUCGAAUUGGUAGAUCCGACGUUCUUUGUAUCGAGGAAUGUGGACAUAGUGCUUGGCAUUGAGGCGUUCUUCGAAUAUUUCGAGACGGGUCGUCAGUUAUCGCUGGGCAAACAGCUACCAAUGCUAACCGAAUCGGUAUUCGGAUGGGUAGUCUGCGGAGGAACUCGAUUAGCUGGUCGACAGCCGAUCACUUGUAACGCGUCGGCUUCGAAUGAUCUGGAAGAGAUGGUGGCUCGAUUUUGGUCCUGCGAGGAGGUCGAGUCAUCACGGGCCUAUUCACCAGAACAAACUCGCUGCGAAUCACUGUUCACCCAGGCAGUACAACGUGACGCAGAUGGACGAUAUACUGUUCCAAUACUGAAGGAUGGAGACGAAUUUCAACGGCUGGGCGAGUCAAGGGACAUAGCCUUUCGACGUCUCCAAGGCACGGAACGAAGGCUGGCAAAGGAUGCCAGUCUACUGUGGCAAGAUCGGACUUUCGGAUUUAUCCACUAUAGUCUUAGACAGUUGAAAGUAGAAUGUGAGUUUAUUUUACCGGGUUCUUCAAAUGUAAACUAGCAUGGAGGGAAACGACACGUUAGGCUGUUUUGUAAACUAUUUGGCGUACAUACGCGCGGAAUUUAUUGUGUACAUAUGGUAGCACUUAAAUGGUCUCAAAAUAAGGAAAAGGAAAAGGUUUUGGUGCUGACUCAGUGUUUUCUCAGUAGGUUAAGAAUUUGGGUAAUUGUUUCUAUGUCAAGCUGAGUGAGUAUUUAAUUUAUGAUGUGUAAUGGAAUUAUACUUCCCAUGUGAUGCAUGGUCCGUAGUAAGGGAUAAGGAAUUAUUCAAAAGGGUAAUUUGUUGAGGUUAGUAUUACUACACUACGGCAACAGUAUACAGCUUUCAUGGACGAAUACCUCGCAUUAGGCCACAUGCGUAAAGUAGACGAAUCACAAGAGACGGUUAAGCGCUGUUACCUACCGCAUCACCCGGUGGUCAAGGAGGCUAGCACCACCACCAAGGUUCGCGUUGUCUUCGACGCGUCCUGUAAGACGUCUACAGGUAUUUCGCUCAACGAUACGCUACAUGUUGGACCUGUAAUACAGCAGGAUCUACGGUCAAUCAUAUUGCGCUGUCGGAUAAAGCAAAUCAUGCUGGUGUCUGACAUCGAAAAAAUGUUCCGUCAGAUCAACAUGCGACCAGAAGACAGACCACUGACAUGUAUUCUCUGGCGGCCUCGUCCAACCGAUGAGGUCACGACGUACAAGCUUGGCACAGUUACGUACGGAACCAAAUCAGCACCGUUCCUGGCAACGAGGACGCUGCAUCAGCUUGCGACGGAAGAAGAAGAUCGAUUCCCGCUGGCAGCGAAGACAAUCCGCGAAGACACGUAUAUGGAUUCACCGAUUUACCGAUUUUUAUACAUCAUCUGAUAGAGCUUCGUUUUCUGAGCACGAUAUUUUUAUCGAUCCCGUAGACAUUCAUCUCGAUUCUUAAAUCAAGAUUUAAAUUUUUGAUCGUUGACACUAAAUCUAUUCGUUGACAGCUCACGUCCAUACAAAGUCCCACCAAGGGGCGCAAAGAUGGUGAUUUUUGCUAAUGUAGUCGUACUCAUUUAAAACAGUUCCAGUGUUCCAAGAAUCAUGAAAUUUUGGAUUUCGGUUCCAUUUUUAAUGCAGAUAACGAAUAUGUAUUUCCCUCCCCUUGGCUAGUUUUUAACCUGGACGUUGGUGGGCGGGCCUAAUCUUAUGCAUCAUAGUGGCUCCACUAUGAAGAGACGGUUGGUUUAGGUCCGGCAUCGUUGGCUCAUGCCGUGGCAGAAUAGCGUUAUGAGCAUGCGAUGAGGAUUACUGAGCCUCCCCUCUCUGAUGAACCACUGCAUGAGAGAACCAAAGAUCUAGUCUAGCAGUGAUAGUAUCACACUUGUUACUCCUUUGUUUGAGAGAAGCGUCGUAGCACGCUUACGUAUAGGCACUGACGUUGGGUGCGAUACUGGCGGGUUUUCCGCAAAUCACUCUUAUUUUAUUUAUUUUUACACAGAUAGAUUUAUUUGGAAUUAUACUAUUGAAAUGUUUCAGAAAGUGCCCAACAGUGCUCCUUCUACUUGCGUGACAAGCUUUCAUUGUUGUUUUCAUUAAGGCAUUGCUCAGUGUUAAACACCUCUUUUUACAUGGUAUUGUAACUAAUCUUAUAUAUGCUUCAUUUUGGUUUGGGAUAAGUGUUCGAACUAUGGCUCGGGAUUUCCACUGUAGCGUGCUUCUAUUGUGACAUAUCCAUGCGUAAUUUUGUGGGACGACAGUGGAAACAUGUGAGCGUAGUUGGAGCAUAUACCAUAUAUAAUUUUAAAAUCAGCUAGGAAACUAACAUCAAAGUUAAGCAUUUUAGUCACUUGAAGGUGUCACCUGGGACGAACUAAUAUAUAAUAAAUAUAGGUCAAAGUCCCUGUCCAAGGAUGAGGGGUUUGAUGAUGAUAAGUCAAGUGUCGCUAUGAUUUUUUUUUUGCAAUUUGUUAAAAUUGUAGUUUUUCUCCAGUUCAUUGAUUUGAAAGGUUCAUGCGAGUUAAUUUCACGGAGCCGUAAAUUGUAGUUUUAUCAUAAUUUUAAUAUUAGCAUAAAAUAAAAUAGUAAUUUUAAAUUCGCUUUUGCAAUGCUAAGGUAAAUAGUUUGCUUUGAGUGUAAAGUUAAUUUAUAAGAAAGUUAUAACAGUUUUUUGCACUUCGAAACUUGACGGGUCAUACAUUUAACAUAGUAGCAGUGACAGUGUCGCAUGUCCUAACAACAACUGCCUGCGACUAGUGUUCGAGGGGCCGACAGGGCUGAAUACGGGUCAAUACUAACAAAAUUCUAACACUAACAUGACCCCGAAACUAACGUUCAUCCAUUGCACUAAUAGUUUGUAGUUGUACUUUCCUAAUAACCCAUCUAUCACAGACAAACAGACAUAACACUCGCAGGUUGUUCAUCGAAUACGCAUUUGACGGUCAAUUUGAGUGUUUUUGGUUGGUGAUGCCGCCACCUGUGGCGCGCACGGUCGGUUCCCUUGCGUUUGACGUCUGCACACUAGCGCCAUCUGUUCAGCGUACUAUCCAUCACAUGAUACUCAACACAUGGCGGUAGUGUUUUAGUGACUAUGUAUUGUGGAGAGAAAUAUUAAAUGUGU